Messenger RNA from Scutellospora calospora, 435 nucleotides. The record is from the annotation of a GenBank genome assembly. NCBI's taxonomy places the organism in Eukaryota, Fungi, Glomeromycota, Glomeromycetes, Diversisporales, Gigasporaceae.
AUUUAAUUCCUAUUCUCCUUUCUUCUAAAAGUUUAUUUACACUCACUUCUUUACAAUCAAAAUCACCUAAAUGUCGUUCUAUUCCAUCUACAUCCUUUUGGAUUGGAUAUAAACAAAAUUGUCUUGAAAAUUCUGAAAUCUUGGAAAAGAUUUUUAUUCCGUGUUCGACUAAAGAUCAAUAUGUCAGAACUUAUCAACAAUCUAAAAGGCGUUAUGGUGCUAGAGCUAUUGUUAAUGCUGGAUUAUCUGUAUUAUUGGAUAAUGAUGCCCAUGUUCAAGAAGCUGGUUUUGCUUUCGGAGGAAUAAAUGAGGUUGUAGUUAGAGCUCCAAAGGCUGAGAAUUUUAUUUUAGGUAAAAAGUGGGGUGAUGAAGAUGUAUUAAAACAGUUACUUGAAAUAUUAUGUGAGGAAUUUAAAUUAAGUUUUUCUGCACAGG